Messenger RNA from Ailuropoda melanoleuca (giant panda), 1467 nucleotides. RefSeq names its product B cell receptor associated protein 31 (gene BCAP31). The coding region runs from base 378 to 1118 and encodes 246 amino acids. The record is from RefSeq and is a predicted model, not a curated record. Gene Ontology annotation, biological process: intracellular protein transport; endoplasmic reticulum to Golgi vesicle-mediated transport. The transcript has 8 exons. Gene Ontology annotation, cellular component: endoplasmic reticulum; endoplasmic reticulum membrane. NCBI's taxonomy places the organism in Eukaryota, Metazoa, Chordata, Mammalia, Carnivora, Ursidae.
UGUGGGCUCAGGCGGGGGAGGCUUUGACCCCAAGUACCUAGCACUGCCACCGCUGUGGCCGCCGCGCUGGGUGCUGCUCGUUAACCCCCGCUUGGGCUGAGUCACGCCCAUAAUGCCAGCCUGCCUGGCCCACCAGCUUGGCCAGAUGCCGGCCUUCAAAGGGCCCGGGGGAGCCUAGGAGGGGCCAGGCAGCAGGCCGUGUCCCACUGCCCCUGCUUUCAGAUAUCAGGAGCCGCCUCCUGGCUGGCUGUAGGAGUGGAGCAAGCACAGGGCUCUACCAUCUGAAACCGCUCGGAUCUACAGCUCCAGGGCCAGGACAACCACACGGAGAGGGAAACAAGCUCACAUCUCACUGUUGGAAACCUUCUAGCAACACGAUGAGCCUGCAGUGGACUGCAGUCGCCACCUUCCUCUAUGCAGAGGUCUUUGCUGUGCUACUUCUCUGCAUUCCCUUCAUUUCUCCCAAAAGAUGGCAGAAGAUUUUCAAGUCCCGCCUGGUGGAGUUGGUAGUGACUUAUGGCAACACCUUCUUUGUAGUCCUCAUUGUCAUCCUUGUGCUGCUGGUCAUUGAUGCUGUACGUGAGAUUCGGAAGUAUGACGACGUGACCGAGAAGGUGAACUUGCAGAAUAACCCCGGGGCCGUGGAGCACUUCCACAUGAAGCUUUUCCGUGCCCAGAGGAACCUCUACAUUGCUGGCUUUUCCUUGCUGCUGUCCUUCCUUCUUAGACGCCUGGUGACUCUCAUCUCCCAGCAGGCCACGCUGCUGGCGUCCAACGAAGCCUUUAAAAAGCAGGCAGAGAGUGCUAGUGAGGCAGCCAAGAAGUACAUGGAAGAGAAUGACCAGCUGAAGAAGGAAGCUGCUGUUGGCGGGGUCAAGUUGGAUGGUAGGGAUGCCGAGGAGAAGGUGGAAGAAGAGAACAGGAGCCUGAAGGCUGAUCUGAAGAAGCUGAAGGACGAGCUGGACAUUAACAAGCGAAAACUAGAGAAAGCUGAAAACGAGGCUCUGGCCAUGCGGAAGCAGUCUGAGGGCCUGACCAAGGAGUACGACCGCCUGUUGGAAGAACAUGCAAAGUUACAGGCAGCGGUAGACGGCCCCACGGACAAGAAGGAGGAGUGAGGCUGCUCCUCCCUGCCUGCCACCUGGCCUGUGCCUGCUGCUGCCUGCAGCCCGGCCUCCCCGGUACUUCAGUUCACCCCCUACCGCUUCCUGUCCCCUUGCGCAGCUUGCAGUUCCACGCUCUCCCAGCACACCGCAGGGGACCCAGUUUCUGCCUGCUCAGGAUGAGUUUGCUACCGUCCUGGCCGGCCAGGCAUGAGGCGGCAUUGCUUCCCACUGGUUGAGCGUUUUUUGUUUUGCGUGUUGUUUGGGGCUCCAGGGCCCCUUGUCUCUGGUCCUGCAGGAGGGUGGAUGGAGCAGGCAGAGUAGAGUUUCUCUUGGGGGCAAUAAAGGUUGUUAUAUGACCAUG